UAAGCGGUUGGCUCACAACUGUUCACUCCGGUAAUCCAAAUAGAAGGAGACGCACAGCACCAAAACGAAGCUAGGGCUCUGCAAUUGAUUGAUCAGGGGGUUCCGGACGCGGUCGGAGGCAUGAGCUUCCAAUCCAGUGUAGCAAUAGGUUUGAAUUCUGCACUCUUAACUCCUCAAUCGAUAGGCUGUAAAUCAUUGUUAUAACCAAAUCGAACCCAAUAGCUUGCACCACCACCGGAAAUCCUCACCAUAGUCAGUUUCUCGUCAUCGUCGGAGUCUUCCCUGGUCUUCGCCGUCGGAGCGUCUCUCGGUCUUCGCCGUCGGAGCACCUCUCAGUCGUUUCACGGAUCUAGCACAAAGGUAGCACAAAGGUCUGAUUUUUGUUUUUCAAAAAGUUUAAUAAGCAAACCUCAGGGGAGGUCAGAUUAAUUUGUCCAUCUCUUUUCAAUUCUUUCCCUUUCCUGCGAACCAAACAAAGCCCUAUAAAACACCUGUGCUAAGUUGGUGGUUCAUACCCCUCCUUGUUCGCAACACAAAUUAAACCCUUUUCCAGCAAGCCCUCUCCGUCUCUAUAUCUCUUUCUUUAAAUAUCGUAUUCUCCACUGUAUCAUUGCAUAGGGUUAUCAUCAAUUAGGGUUUUCAUCCAACAUGGCUCGCAAGCGCAGAAGCGAGUCGAGUGGUGAGGAGGAUUAUAGGGCGAAACGGUCGCGUCGGGAUCUGGAUGACGACAAUCGCCACAGAAAAUCGGAUUCGCGAAGGGAUCUGGAUGACGACGAUGGGCACAGAAAAUGGGAUUCGCGAAGGGAUCUGGAUGACGACGAUGGGCACAGAAAAUCGGAUUCGCGAAGGGAUCUAGAUGACGACGAUCGACACAGAAAAUCGGAUUCACGAAGGGAUCUGGACGACGACCAUCGAAACAGAAAAUUGGACUCACGAAGGGAGUUGGAUGACGACGAUCGACAUAGAAAAUCGGAUUCACGAAGGGAUAGAAAACGAGAUAGGAGUGAGCGAGGGCGAGGAGAAGAAGGUAGCAGGGAUGUUCGGGAGAAGGAUAAGGAAGAGAGGGAGUCGCAAAAACAGCAGUUGCAGUCGGGGGGAUUGCGACAAGAAGGCAAGCCAUCGUUGAAUAUGGAUGAUGCUGCUGCGAAUUUGGGGACGAGGAGUGGUGGAGUGUACAUUCCACCGUUUAAGUUAGCAAGGAUGAUGAAGGAGGUGGAGGAUAAGAGUAGUUUAGAAUACCAAAGAUUGACAUGGGAUGCAUUGAGGAAGAGUAUAAAUGGGUUAGUGAACAAAGUAAAUGCAACCAAUAUUAAGAAUAUAAUUCCUGAACUUUUUGGUGAGAAUCUGAUCCGAGGAAGGGGUCUCUUUUGUCGGUCCUGUAUGAAAUCUCAGAUGGCAUCGCCUGGUUUCACACACGUGUUUUCAGCUUUGGUGGCUGUGGUUAACACCAAGUUUCCGGAGGUGGGUGAGCUUUUGUUGAGAAGGAUUGUUCUGCAGCUAAAGAGAGCGUAUAAGCGGAAUGACAAGCCCCAAUUGUUAGCAGCUGUUAAAUUCGUAGCACAUCUUGUGAACCAGCAAGUGGUUCACGAGCUUGUUGCUUUGGAACUACUCACACUUCUUUUGGAGAAACCUACUGAUGAUAGUGUUGAGGUAGCUGUUGGCUUCGUCACAGAAUGCGGUUCAAUACUUCAAGACCUUUGCCCUAAAGGUUUGCACGGUAUUUUUGAGCGUUUUCGUGGAAUUCUUCAUGAGGGAGAAAUAGAUAAACGGGUUCAAUUCUUAAUUGAAGGUCUAUUUGCAAUCAGGAAAGCCAAGUUUCAGGGGUACCCAGCUGUUCGUGCAGAGUUGGACCUUGUUGAGCAGGAAGAUCAGUUGACUCAUGAAAUAUCUCUUCAAGAAGAGAUAGAUCCAGAGAUUACUUUAGAUAUUUUCAAGCCGGAUCCUCAGUUCACGGAGAAUGAACAGCGUUAUGAGGAAUUGAAGAAGACCAUACUUGGCGAUGAGUCUGAUGAUGAGGAUGAGGCAGAUUCAGAUGCAGGCUCAGAUGAUGAAGAUGAUGAAGAAUCUGAUGAGGAUGAUGAAGAGCAGAUGAAAAUUAAAGAUGAGACAGAGACAAAUCUUGUAAAUCUUCGGAGGACAAUUUAUCUUACAAUUAUGUCUAGCGUUGAUUUUGAGGAGGCUGGUCACAAGCUAUUGAAAAUCAAAUUAGAGUCUGGUCAGGAGAUGGAGCUAAAUAUUAUGUUACUGGAAUGCUGCAGUCAAGAGAGAACUUACCUUCGUUAUUAUGGUCUCUUGGGGCAAAGGUUUUGCACGAUCAACAAGGUCUACCAGGAAAAUUUUGAGAAGUGCUUUGUCCAGCAAUAUUCCAUGAUCCAUCGGCUUGAGACAAAUAAACUACGUAAUGUGGCCAAGUUUUUUGCCCAUUUACUUGGCACCGAUGCUCUUCCUUGGCAUGUUUUAGCCUAUAUACGUUUAACAGAGGAGGACACCACAUCUUCUUCCCGUAUUUUCAUUAAGAUUCUCUUCCAGGAAUUGUCAGAGCACCUUGGCAUACACAGGCUGAAUGAGCGGCUUACUGAUCAGACGAUGCAGGAUUCAUUUGAAUCCAUUUUCCCAAGGGAUAAUCCCAAGAACACACGGUUCGCAAUCAAUUUCUUCACAUCUAUUGGGCUUGGUGGCAUCACUGAAAACCUGCGAGAGUACUUGAAGAAUAUGCCCCGUCUUAUUAUGCAACAACAAAAGCCAGUAUCCGAUUCAGAUGACGAGUCCAGGAGUUCUAGUUCUUCUGAUUCAGAUGCAUCUAGUUCUGAGUCAGAAUCCGGGUCAUCAAGCUCUGAUGAAAGUGAAAGUGAAGAAGACAGACACAAAAAGAGGAGAAGAAGAAGAGACUAAAGGAUAUUCUCAUCAGUAUGGUCAAUUAGGGCUUCAUGUCUUUGAUCCAAUGAAAGCAGCAGUUAUUUCACUCGCGCUUGUUCCACAAUUAGUAGAAUCUUGCUCUAUCUGAAAAUGGGUGGAACUGUACAAGCUUGUGGUUUCACUGUGAAUUACUGUAUUACUUCCAUGCAGUUAAUGGUUGAGUUUUGGAGAGUUGCUGUAAUAGUUUCUAUAGUAGUGCCUUUAGAUUUUCUCUUUCUUAUUUUAAUUGUUGCAAUUGUUUUGUUCUGUUACGUUAGACCCUAGUUUGUCAAAGAUAUUCUAUGCUCAAGAUAGUUCAGUAACAUUUUGAUGAUUGGUCCUGAGAACUAGCAUAUUUAGCUGUCAAAAUGUUUAGCUAUAGUUCAAUUUUCAGUUUCAUCAUUGAUUUUUGAGAUC
Molecule: messenger RNA, 3312 nt
Organism: Cornus florida
Lineage: Eukaryota; Viridiplantae; Streptophyta; Magnoliopsida; Cornales; Cornaceae
Exons: 6
Coding region: 649-2892 (747 amino acids)
Biological process (GO): mRNA splicing, via spliceosome
Cellular component (GO): catalytic step 2 spliceosome
Molecular function (GO): RNA binding; protein binding
Source: RefSeq, a predicted model, not a curated record